Messenger RNA from Dreissena polymorpha, 516 nucleotides. RefSeq lists its product as uncharacterized. Lineage: Eukaryota; Metazoa; Mollusca; Bivalvia; Myida; Dreissenidae. The transcript is spliced from 4 exons. The record is from RefSeq and is a predicted model, not a curated record. Bases 7 to 387 code for a protein of 126 amino acids.
UGCAUUAUGUAUUUAUGUUGUGUUUAUUACACAGAUGGAGCCACAAGCUUGCCAUUUACAUUAGAUGAAAGAGGUGCUCAAAAGACGUCAUGUUGUGUAUCCCAACUUGCAUCAGCAGAUGAAGCUGGACCAUGUUCGUCAGGGACUAAGACCAAAACCAAAUUAAUGAAAAUGGCAACCGUAAACAAGAGUAAAAGAGCUAGGGCAAGUUUCAACAAAUUGGCAGAGGACAACCUUAUAGCAGAAAAGAAGAACAUCCAUCUACAACAAGUAAAUCUACGAUUGAAGAAGCAAUUGAUACUGGCACAACUGAAAGUUGCUAGAUUAAAGCCCCAAACAAUUGAAGAAGAAAUUAAAAUGUUAAAACCUUCAAGUAAUGAAUGUUAAAUCUACAGUCUCAAAUGAUGCCAUUCUUAUUGUUAUUAUUGAUAUUUUUACACAAAGUUUUGAAGUUAUUUUAUGAGUAGAUGGAUGUUCUUCUUUUCAUUAUUUAACCCAUUUAUGCCUAGCGUCUAG